This is a messenger RNA of Syngnathus typhle (broad-nosed pipefish), 2537 nucleotides long. It is a transcript of the gene trabd2b, whose product is annotated as TraB domain containing 2B. The coding region runs from base 272 to 1846 and encodes 524 amino acids. Gene Ontology annotation, biological process: negative regulation of Wnt signaling pathway. Gene Ontology annotation, cellular component: organelle membrane. The record is from RefSeq and is a predicted model, not a curated record. The transcript is spliced from 7 exons. Lineage: Eukaryota; Metazoa; Chordata; Actinopteri; Syngnathiformes; Syngnathidae. Gene Ontology annotation, molecular function: Wnt-protein binding; metalloendopeptidase activity.
CGCUCCAAACUUGUGGAGCGCACCGCGGAAACUUUCCAAAGACUCUCAACAGUGACUUGCUCUGCACCGAGAGGAGGAAGAGAGAGGACGAGACGCGCUUUGGGGGCGCCGCAAAGUGGUGGGGAUGGCGAGGAGGCGCGAUGGUUCCCCCGCCGCACUGUGAGGACGUGAAAUAAAAACUUUUUAAGGCGACGCUGACAGCGCAGUGAAAGGAGAGGAAAGAGGGAUUACACCACGAGCUGCGUGUCGUGUUGUCACCUGGACAGACGGCAUGGUGCGUGUAACGGGGCUGGGCUGGGUGCUCCUGAGCGCGCUCUUGCACCCUGCGGCGCCCUGGGGCGCGCGGCCGGCCGGCAGACCGAGGCAGUGUGACCCGCCCGAGUCGCAAAGCGACAUGAACUCUUUCCUGUGGAAAGUGAAGCGUGCCCCCCCGCAGCCGCCUUCUUACUUGUACGGCACCAUCCACGUGCCUUACACCCGAGUGUGGGACUUCAUCCCGGACGUCUCUAAGCGGGCCUUCCGCACUAGCCGCAACGUUUUCUUUGAGCUGGAUCUGACCGACCCGCUCACCGUCUCCAAACUGACCAGCUGCCAGCUGCUCCCCCACGGGGAGAACCUCCAAACGCUGCUACCUCGAGACUUGUACCGCCGCCUCAAACGCCACCUGGACUACAUCAAGCACAUGAUGCCGUACUGGAUGACGGCGGACCAGCGCGGCCGCGGCCUCUACGCCGACUACCUCUUCAACGCCAUCGCCGGGAACUGGGAGAGGAAGAGGCCCGUGUGGGUGAUGCUGAUGGUCAACUCGCUGACCGAGUGGGACGUGAGGUCCAGGGGCACGCCGGUGCUGGACUUGUAUUUGGCGCAGGAGGCAGAGAGGAUGGGAAAAACCACAGGGGCAGUGGAGCGGGUGGAGGAGCAGUGUCACCCGCUCAAUGGCCUCAACUUUUCUCAGGUGCUCUUCGCCUUGAACCAAACCCUGCUCCAGCAUGAGGGCGUCCGAGCGGGCAGCCUGCAGGGCGCCUAUACCACCGAGGACCUCAUCACGCAUUACAACUGCGGCGACCUAAGCUCCAUCAUCUUCAACCACGACAACUCGCAGUUGCCGCACUUCAUCAACAGCUCCCUGCCGGCUCACGAACGCACCACGGCGCAGCAGAUCGACAGCUACUUUCGCCAAGAGCUCAUCUACAAGCGUAACGAGCGCAUGGCCCGUCGCGUGUCCGCCCUGCUGCAGAGGAACCCCAACCAGACCUACUUUUUCGCCUUUGGCGCAGGUCACUUCCUGGGGAACCACAGCGUGCUGGACAUCCUCCGACGAGACGGCUAUGUGAUCGAUCACGUGACCCCUGAUGACCAGCAGCCCGUGACGCUUCAACCAGAUAGCGAGCCAACCGGCGGCACGAGCGCGGCUCCUCCCACCAUUUGGCCGACCGGUUCGGGCGAGACUGAGCUAGAGGAGCCCAGUAACAUGCCUGGCAUGGACGAGGAGGAGGAGGGGGAGGAAGGGCUGCCUCACAUGCUGCAGCCAGACAGCCUGAGCCAGCUGGAGGAGUUCGGACGGCACAAGCGUCCUCGAAAAACUCAUCGCGGCCACGGGAGGCCUCGUCUUUUCAGUGACCUCUGGGUUCGCUUUGGUGAUGGCACCACACCCCCCCCAAACGUGAGGAUCAUCAACGGUUACGCGACAGCCCCCCUGAGCCCUCCGGACGAGCACGUCACAAGUCAGCCUUUCUCCACGCCGCCCAGCCUCGCUUCAGCCCAGCCGCCUUUGUCGAUCCACCGCAAACAGUCACUAUGGAGCGCUUUAGCCUGGCUGCUAUCUUACGCACUGCUCAUCUCCUGACCGUCGAGGAGAUCGGUUCGAGGGCUGGAAUUUGCCAUCGAAAGAAUGACAAAUGUGAACACCGGAAAGGCAGGAAUGUUUGCAGUGAUGCUGCCAAGCUCUUCAAAAAGCUGCCAGUGGGUCACACAGUCAAAGAAAGUGGAACAUAACGGUCCAAAGGCCUUCACACCACCAGGAGUUGUUGAGGUUGUGACCAUUACAUCAGUCGGACUCAAACUGGAGUCCGUGAUGCCAAUAAAAAGUUCAUCCCUACUUUAGUUGUGGGUCAAUUAAACGUUCUGAUAUGACUGUGACAUACUAUGAAAGGAAUUUGAAACCACUACAUUAGGAGUCAAAAAGAAUAUAGUGGUGCCUUGAUGCUAACCUGUAUAAUUGCCUUAUUAGGAUUAGGAGGUGUUCCUUGAGAAAAUGUCUCUCUUAUAAAGGAGUCUCAAAAUCAAAAACUUUGAGAACACGUGCAUUAAAAAAUGUUAAAUAGUCAUCUUUGAUUAACAUGGAUAUCGAAUACAGAUCCUAAUAACUCUGGGAGGUAAUAAGGCCAAAUAGUGCUGUGGUGGGGGGAGCACUCCGACUUUUUGUGUGUAAAUUGUGUAUUUUGUCCAUAUUGUAUAUUUAUUAUUGCUGAAAGAAAGAGUAUAUUUUCUUGCUUUUUAAAAAUGUGCUUAGGAAAUAAAGUAUCUUUGAAAGCUGA